Messenger RNA from Solanum tuberosum (potato), 1126 nucleotides. Its product is annotated as two-component response regulator ORR9-like. The record is from RefSeq and is a predicted model, not a curated record. Lineage: Eukaryota; Viridiplantae; Streptophyta; Magnoliopsida; Solanales; Solanaceae. Gene Ontology annotation, biological process: cytokinin-activated signaling pathway; phosphorelay signal transduction system. The coding region runs from base 288 to 932 and encodes 214 amino acids. The transcript has 5 exons.
GGUAGUUUUUCCUACUUUCAAAUACACAUAAAUAUGUAAGUUAUGUAUGUGUAGGUAAAAUACAUUUCUCCUUCUAUAAAUUACUUUUUAAUAAAUGAAAUUAGCUUUCAAGAAUCAUCUUCAAAUCCUUUAUUAUAUAAGUAGCCAAUCCCCAUUUCUUAAAUUUGUAUAAUCUUUUCUUUUUUUUCAAAUCUUGUUAUUUCAUUUCCAAAAAAGAAGCAACGCCAACCACUAACAAAUUAAGUUAAAAAUUCAAUCUUUAUUCUUCUAAAAAAAAAACUUACUCAAUGGGAAUGUCAGAAUUUCAUGUUUUGGCUGUUGAUGAUAGCUUAAUAGAUAGGAAGCUCAUUGAGAGGCUCUUUAAAAUCUCUUCUUGUCAAGUUACUAGUGUGGAUUCUGGAAGCAAAGCUUUAGAAUUUUUGGGGUUACAAGAACAUAACCAAAAUCCCAAUCCCCCUUGUGUUUCUCCUAAUGCCAAACAGAAUUUGCAGCAAGUGGAAGUAAAUCUUAUUAUCACAGAUUAUUGUAUGCCUGGAAUGACAGGCUAUGAUUUGCUCAAGAAAAUUAAGGAAUCUCCAUCUUUGAAAAAUAUUCCAGUAGUCAUAAUGUCAUCUGUGAAUGUUCCUUCAAGAAUAAGUAGAUGCUUAGAAGAAGGGGCAGAAGAUUUUAUCUUGAAACCAGUAAGACUAGCUGAUGUCAAUAAGCUUAAACCCCAUAUGAUGAAAACCAAAUGCAAAAGCUUUCAUAAACCUCAGAAAAUUGUCACAAAGGAAAAUCAAGAAUCACAAGAAAUUGAACCAAAAACAGAACAAAUUUUACAACAAUCUCAAGGCAAUAAUAAUAAUAAUAAUUAUAAGAGGAAGUCUAUGGAUCAACAAGGUUUAUCACCAGAGAGAACAAGGCCUAGAUACAACUACAAUAUGAUCUUAUGAUGUAAAUAGUUUUUUUAAUUAGACAAUUAACUUUAUUUUCAUCUCUUUAUCUCUUUAUAGUAUGUUUUUAGUUACAUUAUUUGGAUUUAAGAUAAAUGGAGAGAGGGAAAUAGAGGUAGGUGGAAUUGUUUCAUCUUAGUAAGAUGACAAUUCAUAACUGAAAAAAGUGGUGUUUUUCUCAACACUUAAAUUUC